Messenger RNA from Besnoitia besnoiti, 447 nucleotides. RefSeq names its product transcription elongation factor SPT4. NCBI's taxonomy places the organism in Eukaryota, Apicomplexa, Conoidasida, Eucoccidiorida, Sarcocystidae. The record is from RefSeq and is a predicted model, not a curated record. The transcript has 3 exons. Gene Ontology annotation, biological process: chromatin organization; mRNA processing; regulation of transcription elongation by RNA polymerase II. Gene Ontology annotation, cellular component: nucleus; DSIF complex. Gene Ontology annotation, molecular function: RNA polymerase II complex binding; zinc ion binding. The coding region runs from base 1 to 447 and encodes 148 amino acids.
AUGGAAGGAGGGGGAAGCGGUUCCUCCGUGUACGAGGUCGACGACACAGCGGCGUCGCUCGCAGGCGAUCCGACGACUGUAGCGACAGUGCCACGGGGUCAGGUGCGGAAAGUCAAGAACAGGAGUGGCCAGGAGGAAGACAAAGUCGUUCUAAAACUUCGCGCCUGCAUCUCCUGUCGCCUCAUCAUGAGCGAGCAGCAGUUCUACGACGAAGGCUGUCCGAACUGCGGGUUCCUUCAAAUGGACGGAGACAGGCACCGCGUGUGGGACUGCACGACUGUUAAUUUUGCGGGAUUCGUGGCGAUCAUGAAGCCCAUGGCCUCCUGGGUCGCUCGCCACAACAAACUGACGGAGGUCGUUCCUGGCUGCUACGCGGUCUCCGUCGUCGGCGAGCUGCCCGAAUCCGUCAAGGAUGAUGUCCAUCGUGCGUCUCACUACGCGGAUUGA